Molecule: messenger RNA, 855 nt
Organism: Ipomoea triloba (trilobed morning glory)
Lineage: Eukaryota; Viridiplantae; Streptophyta; Magnoliopsida; Solanales; Convolvulaceae
Product: phospholipid-transporting ATPase 3-like
Exons: 7
Coding region: 204-512 (102 amino acids)
Biological process (GO): phospholipid translocation
Cellular component (GO): plasma membrane
Molecular function (GO): ATPase-coupled intramembrane lipid carrier activity
Source: RefSeq, a predicted model, not a curated record
AGAUUGACCUCGUUUGUGCGCCGCUUGCCCCUCUCUCUCCUCACCUACAACUCUCUGUGUCUCAACACCCGGCCAUCACCUCCGGAGACCUCCACAGGCGACAACUACUCUGUCUCCGGCUCGAUCUUCGCCUCCUUGCCUCUCUGCCGCUCACAGCCUCGUCUCCGUCUCUCCGGAAGCCCAAAAUCUGCCUUCGAUACUUUAUGUUGGUAGGCUUUUCUGGUGACUGUCUUGGCCUUGAAUAUGUAACAGGGCUUAAGUUCGUGAAAGAUAAAUCUGCCAAACUAAAGCAAGCUAGUAAAACAGAUCAUUGCGUUGGACUCAGUUUCAGGUGGGUGGCUAACCUCUACUUCCUUAUGAUAUCCAUUCUGUCAUGCACUCCAAUCAGUCCUGUGAGUCCGAUAACAAAUGUGGUUCCUUUGAGUUUGGUGCUUCUUGUUUCUCUUAUAAAAGAGGCAAUGGAAGUCUGGAAACGUUUCCAGAAUGACAUGUCAAUUAAAAUACUCAUGUAGACGUCUUUCAAGAUCAGAAAUGGAUGAGUGUUCCUUGGAAGAAACUUCAGGUUGGGGACAUUGUGAGACUUGACUACACACUUCCUCCCGCGGUCCAAUGUUAGUGGCAGUAUCGGAAAAAUAGUUUGGAGAUUGAAUCAGAAGUUAAAUUCCAAAAUUGCAUAUUUUGACUUGUUUUAAAUUUUCUACUUUAUAUUCAUGAAUGAGUUCUCUUCAAGCCUAUGAAAUUUGUAUAUGUUUUUUUUUUUUUCAUUUCACUACAGAGAUCGAUCUCUGUAGUGAAAUACAUAUUUUUUAUUUGCUAUCUCCAGUUUCUCUGUAGUGAAAUGCAUAUUUUUUAUUU